ACUAGGAGUAGGAGUUAGGCUUAAAAAUUAAUUUUAAAUUUGGAUCAUGGAAGAAAGUGCGUCAGAGAGAGACGCUUUGUUAGGGGACGUAGAUCAUUUCAACGAUCCUGCAAAUGGCUACAUCAGCCAUGAUGCUGUCCAAGGAGAGACUAAAGUAGGAAGAUCUCCAAGUGAUAUAGGACCUGCAGAUAAACCACCUAAAGAUAGGUAUUUCUUUGUUUACAUAGUAUUCUACACAUUUGGCAUGUGUUCUGUUCUUCCAUGGAAUAUGUUCAUCACUGCUCAGAAUUACUUUGACUACAAGUUUGCAAACCAUGAUAGCAACACGUCAACUUCUAAUGACACAUUCCUUGAUAUGACGGCAGCUCCCAUCCCUCAAACACCAGCACCUCAAACAAAGACAGAACUGCAAGACAUGUAUGAAUCCUACUUCUCUAUAGCAGCACAAGUACCAAAUGUUGUUAUACAACUCGUCAAUACUGGUAUAAAACACAAGAUAACUCUCAAAGUACGAAUGCUUACAUCACUGACUGGCAUGUUGGUUAUUUUUAUUUUCACCACUGUAUUAACAAGAGUUGACACCAAUGAUUGGGAGAAACAGUUUUUCUGGAUAACAUUAGCCAGUGUGGUUGUCAUCAAUUGUUUUAGUGCCAUAUUCCAAGGUAGUGUGUUUGGUUUAGGGGGAUUACUGCCAAAAAAAUACACCCAAGCUCUCAUGGCUGGACAAGGAUUAGGUGGAAUCGUUCCAGCAUUAGUCUCUAUCAUCUGUCUUGCAACUUUGAAAAACUACUCGUUAGUUGGAUUUGUAUAUUUCCUCAUCUCUGUUAUCUGCAUCGUCAUAACAUACGCUGCUUAUUUGGUUCUACCAAAGAAUCAGUUUGCUGAAUACUACCUCAAUAAACAAGCUUCUCCACGAACUGGAAUGAUAGAUGUCUCAGCGUCGUUUAGCAAUAGCUUUGAAGAGAAGAAGACACCCAAGCCCCCUUUUUUGAAAAUAUUAAGUCAGAUAUGGGUUGCAGGAUUAGGAGUAUUUCUAACAUUUGCUGUGACACUUGGUAACUUCCCUGGCGUAAUAUCACAGAUAGAAUCUAUGCAUCAGAGCGAAUGGACAGAUAUGUACUUCACACCGAUCUUCUGCUUUCUUCUUUUCAAUGCAUUGGAUUAUUUAGGUAGAUCUUUGUCAUUUAUUCAGCUGCCCAGCCAAAAUCACAUGGGAGUCGUGAGUUUGUUGGUCAUUCUGCGAUUAGGUUUUUUCCCUCUGUUUGCCCUGUGUAACGUUAGCCCUGACUCCAGGAACUCGGAUGUGGUCUUUACCCAUGAUGCCUACCCUAUUGUCUUCAUGUUCUUCUUUGCCUUGUCCAAUGGUUAUCUAGGGUCACUCUGCAUGAUGUAUGGCCCAAAGUUUGUGAAGCCAGAGCACCAGGAGACUGCAGGCAACAUGAUGGCAUUCUUCUUGGUCUUAGGGUUGGCUACAGGAUCAGCUAUAUCAGUAUUGGUCAUUUAUGUUCUUUGAAAGGUCACAAUGGUCAUAGACAGACUGUGUACUGGAUACAGGGUGAUGUGAAGGCUGCAUUGUAGGAGAUAGACAUUGGAUAGAAACAGAUUGUACAUGGUGGAUAUA
Lytechinus variegatus (green sea urchin) is the source of this 1621-nucleotide messenger RNA. Its product is annotated as equilibrative nucleoside transporter 1-like. Lineage: Eukaryota; Metazoa; Echinodermata; Echinoidea; Temnopleuroida; Toxopneustidae. The record is from RefSeq and is a predicted model, not a curated record. Gene Ontology annotation, biological process: nucleoside transmembrane transport. The coding region runs from base 47 to 1513 and encodes 488 amino acids. Gene Ontology annotation, cellular component: plasma membrane. The transcript is spliced from 13 exons. Gene Ontology annotation, molecular function: nucleoside transmembrane transporter activity.